AUGGAAAACAAAAGAAGCCCUUGCUCAGUUGACCAUGGCAGUCUCAAUUCUCUUGCAACCAAAAGACACAAGGCUGAUUUUUCCAUGUCCACAAAGGAACGGAAAGAGAAGGUCGGGGAACGUAUUGUAGCUCUGCAGCAGCUUGUUUCACCAUAUGGGAAGACUGAUACUGCAUCUGUCCUCAUGGAGGCAAUGGAGUACAUACGUUUCCUUCAUGAACAAGUUCAGGUUUUGAGUGCUCCAUACCUCCAAGGUGCAUCAACAGCUCAAAUUCAGGAAUUAGGGCAACACAGUCUAAGAAACAAAGGUUUAUGUCUUGUACCGAUCUCUUGCACUGCCGGCAUUGCUCGUAGCAACGGUGCAGAUCUCUGGGCCCCCAUCAAGAGCCCUCCUCCCAAAUUCAGUAAGGCUAUCUCACAAUUUAAUUGA
Molecule: messenger RNA, 429 nt
Organism: Dovyalis caffra
Lineage: Eukaryota; Viridiplantae; Streptophyta; Magnoliopsida; Malpighiales; Salicaceae
Source: the annotation of a GenBank genome assembly